GGUUCAAGAAAAGAAGAAAGAAAAGGAAGGGGAGGAAAUGUCACUUUGCCUGUAUGAGUGUCUGAGGGCAGUUGGGCUACAGAGUCACUAUGCCAGGUUUAACUCAGUGGGUAUUCAUCGUGCAGCCCACCUUUCAUCGUUGACCAUGGAGGACUAUCCCAUACUGGGAAUCCGCUCUAUGGAGGACAGGACUCGACUCUUCCAUCUGGUCCAAAUGGUCAAAACGCUUGACCUUGAAUAUGAAGAUGAAGAUGAUGGCGAUGAUGAUUUUGAUGCUGAUGGUGGUGAUGAAGGCUACACUGUAGCAAAUAGCUUUACUCAUAAUGGUUGUAGAGAUCCUGGCGAAGAUGUAUAUGAUUAUGAGGAUGACCAGGGUGCUUCUGUGAGUAAACUACAUGCAUCAAGUUUUUCCAAACCAUCAAGUGUUCGCAGACGACUCGAUUUCAGUUGUGAUCCCAUCGAUCAUCAUAUGAAGCAAUUUUCUCAUCAAGGAGGCAAUGUUCACAUCUAUGCAAGCCAUAAUAUAAAUAAUGUGCCAUGCCAGGGUAAAGAAUCAUCCAUAUCUGCGCAGCUCAACACUGGAAAUGCUGUGGUAUGUGGCUGCAAAGGGAAAAACAACCACAGGCCGGAUGUCCAUAGGCAUCAAUCUGAUCAUCACUCAGGAGAAAACGCUGAGCCAAACAUCAUCAAAGGAAAUUCCAAGAACAACUCUCACACCAGAUUAUCACCCAAGUAUGGCUCAUUUCAAUCCCCAAAACCCAGGCCUGCACAAGUGGCAUCAAAUAGGGUAAUCAAUAAACCAGUUGAGCACAAAGAUAGGAAGGAGAAACUCCAUACAGACUCAAGAAGUAAUGGGGUUAUUGCACACACGGCUCAGCCAACACCUGUUUAUGAGUCAAAGAGAACUGCUGGCUACAACUACGGACUACCACUGACUUCACCACAGUCUCCAUACAAAAAGUGA
Messenger RNA from Centropristis striata (black sea bass), 964 nucleotides. RefSeq lists its product as uncharacterized. The coding region runs from base 38 to 964 and encodes 308 amino acids. The record is from RefSeq and is a predicted model, not a curated record. Lineage: Eukaryota; Metazoa; Chordata; Actinopteri; Perciformes; Serranidae. The transcript is spliced from 2 exons.